AUGUGGAAGAGCAUUUGCUAUCAUCUUCUUGCAACUCUAGUGGUAAUAGUCCUUGUUCUUGAAGAAGUCACUUUUAAGUCUGAAGUUGCUGCUAUUGUCCUACAAGCUACUUGUACUCGCAAUACACAAUGCAGUGCUACCAUGGCAGAAAGAAGUGACACUGAUGAGGAAGAACUUUUAAUGGAGUCCGAGACGAGUCAAAGACUUCUCCUUGGAGGAAAAUUUAUUAGUCCGGGAACUCUCCGGCGCAAUAUACCGGCUUGUGGGAAUGCUGAAAGAGGUGAUCCCUAUAGUGCAACCUGCUUACCACCACCAUCCAAUCCAUAUAACAGGGGAUGCUUAAGGUAUUAUAAGUGUAGACAUCAGUGA
Molecule: messenger RNA, 369 nt
Organism: Ricinus communis (castor bean)
Lineage: Eukaryota; Viridiplantae; Streptophyta; Magnoliopsida; Malpighiales; Euphorbiaceae
Product: protein RALF-like 32
Exons: 1
Coding region: 1-369 (122 amino acids)
Source: RefSeq, a predicted model, not a curated record